GUGCAAAUAUUCAAGGAAGAAGCAGGCAGGACACUAUGGCCCAGCAACUGAAGAAGAGGGCAAAAACUUGUGGCCAGAAAGGCCUGGGUAGAAGAGCCUUCGGGAGGGAUAAGCCAAGGCCAUCUAAGCCACGACCAGUCCAGAAGGAACUUCCCAACACAACAUGGGCCUUGGAAGAUGAAGGUGUGUUCUUUGAGACGAGCCAUCUGGUUGUUAGAGAAGACUCCUUCUCUGACUGUUACAUAGAAUGCAUAAUUAGAGGUGAGUUUUCUGAACCCAUUCUGGAAGAAGACUCAUCCCUUGACUACCUGGAAGAAGGAUCAGAGCAAGAGCUUUCUCAACAGGUUCUUACAGCAAGCUCACUUCUGGAAAAAUCCUUGAAAUCCACACAGAAAGGGGCAAAACAAGAACUUCCUCAACAGAUUGUUGGAGAGAAUUCACAGCUUGAGUGUUCUGAGUAUGUAAUAGGCAAGAAGCUUCCUUCUGGAGGAAUACCCAGCAUUGACUUACCAGAUCCUAAACAGUCUGCAGAAUUUGCUAGAAAGAAGCCAACAAAAGAUAAGGAAUAUGAGGCUCCAGAAAGAAUUGUUUGUCCUCACAGUGGAUGCCCAAAAAAGUUGAAGAAUAGAGCUUCCCUGAGAAAGCAUCUCCUUGUCCACGGUCCUCGAGAUCACGUAUGUGCAGAAUGUGGGAAAGCAUUCAAUGAGAAUGCGAAACUAAAAAGACAUUUUCUGGUUCAUACUGGAGAGAAGCCAUUUCAGUGCACUUUUGAAGGGUGCGGAAAACGCUUUUCUCUGGACUACAAUUUGCGCACACACGUCCGCAUCCAUACUGGGGAGAAACGUUUUGUGUGCCCCUUUGAAAGCUGUCAGAAGAAGUUUAUUCAGUCAAAUAACCUGAAAGUUCACAUCUUAACUCAUGCAAAGACCAACAAAAUGAAAGAGAAGAUGGAAAGUAAUCCUUUAACAGGAUAAGCGUAUUAACAAAAGAGU
This is a messenger RNA of Leptonychotes weddellii (Weddell seal), 992 nucleotides long. RefSeq names its product ZFP42 zinc finger protein (gene ZFP42). Gene Ontology annotation, molecular function: DNA-binding transcription factor activity, RNA polymerase II-specific; RNA polymerase II cis-regulatory region sequence-specific DNA binding. The record is from RefSeq and is a predicted model, not a curated record. NCBI's taxonomy places the organism in Eukaryota, Metazoa, Chordata, Mammalia, Carnivora, Phocidae. Gene Ontology annotation, cellular component: chromatin; transcription regulator complex; PcG protein complex. Gene Ontology annotation, biological process: regulation of transcription by RNA polymerase II.